Sodiomyces alkalinus F11 is the source of this 921-nucleotide messenger RNA. Its product is annotated as 60S ribosomal protein L27-B. Gene Ontology annotation, cellular component: cytosolic large ribosomal subunit; ribosome. Gene Ontology annotation, biological process: translation. The transcript is spliced from 3 exons. Lineage: Eukaryota; Fungi; Ascomycota; Sordariomycetes; Glomerellales; Plectosphaerellaceae. The record is from RefSeq and is a predicted model, not a curated record. Gene Ontology annotation, molecular function: structural constituent of ribosome. The coding region runs from base 31 to 438 and encodes 135 amino acids.
CCGCCCAGAAAUCCGACAACAAGCUUCACCAUGAAGUUCCUCAAGGUCGGCCGCGUCGCCAUUAUUACCCAUGGCCGGUACGCCGGAAAGAAGGUUGUGAUCAUCCAGCCCGUCGACAGCGGCAACAAGGCGCACCCCUUCGGCCACGCCCUCGUUGCGGGCAUCGAGCGCUACCCCUCCAAGAUCACCCGCCGCAUGUCCAAGGCCCGCCAAGAGAAGCGCUCCAAGAUCAAGCCCUUCGUCAAGCUCGUCAACUACAACCACCUCAUGCCCACCCGUUACACCCUCGAGCUUGAGGGCCUCAAGGGCACUGUCACCAACGACACCUUCAAGGAGCCCAGCCAGCGCGAGGAGUCCAAGAAGACCGUCAAGAAGGUGCUCGAGGAGCGGUACACAAGCGGGAAGAACCGGUGGUUCUUCACCCCUCUGAGGUUCUAAAUAAAAAACACUGGGAAGAAGGGAAAACCAUUUCUACGCGCGUCACUGGGAAUGGGGAGUUGGUCUGGCUUGUAAAGAGCAUCACUCACAAUUGGCAUUUUGAGAUCCGCGGUUAAGGACCUCACAACAUGAACCUAAAUGAAGACUUCAUGAUACCUUUGUUUGGAUCUGCGCUGUUGUCCCUCCUGCUGUUGGUGAACCCGGGGAUUGUGGUGUCAUGCAGCCGCUCUUGUGCACAUGCUCCCAUUCUGUGAUGUAGCAUGGUGUAUUGUCCAAACGGAUGCCCAUGGGAUGGACGUGCGACCAGGAGUCUCGUAGCCCGGUCCUCGAGAGAUUAUGUUGUAGAGUGGAAGUAUUCAUCGGUUACUCAAUGGCGCUCCAGGAUAAUCGGCCGACCUUGUUUAGUUUGACAGAUUAUCUAUAGUCUCGGGCUUAUAGACUAUGGACCAAUAUCAUAGAAAAACAAGGGAUUCAAUGGGGAGA